Messenger RNA from Drosophila subpulchrella, 1327 nucleotides. Its product is annotated as serine protease inhibitor 42Dd. The transcript has 2 exons. Gene Ontology annotation, molecular function: serine-type endopeptidase inhibitor activity. Lineage: Eukaryota; Metazoa; Arthropoda; Insecta; Diptera; Drosophilidae. The record is from RefSeq and is a predicted model, not a curated record. Bases 25 to 1248 code for a protein of 407 amino acids.
UUUUCACUUUUGUUGUGGCCCCGAAUGGCAUUUAAGGCAUUCCGGUGUAGACAGCAGACCAGAAAACAAGUACACGCAGUUCCGCGACUACGCAGCACACCCACAAUCUCGCAGCCCAUCGAUAUGUUCGACUUCAAUUUGGAAUUUGCUCGUGGCGGCGCUCGCUUUACCACGGAACUCUUCCAGCUCCUGAGCGCUGGUGGCCUCAAGGAGAACGUGGUCUUCUCACCCUUCUCCAUCCAGACCUGCAUCGCCUUGGCCUUUGCCGGAUCGCAGGGCGAAACUGCCGACGAGAUUGCCACUGCCCUGCACUUUGUGUCCAACUUUCCGCCCGAGGUGGCUCAGACCUUCCAGUUUGUCCUGGAGAAGUAUCGCAAUAGCAACCUGUUGAGGGUGGCAAACAAGCUGUACGUCCAGGAGGGCAAGCAGCUGAAAGCCGACUACCAGGCGGCCAUCAAGGAGCAGUAUCAUUCGGAGGCGGAGUCCAUCAACUUUGCCCUCAGCGAUGCCGCUGCCCAGGCCAUCAAUGCCUGGGUGAAUGCCAAGACGCAGGGCAAGAUCACGGAGCUGGUCAGUGCGGACUCCUUCACGGACAACACCCGACUGGUGCUGCUCAAUGCCCUCCACUUCAAGGGCAGUUGGGCGCACAAGUUCAGCGAGGAGCGCACCGAGGAGGACGACUUCUGGGUGGGCGAGGAGGAGCAGGUUAAGGUCAGCUACAUGAACCAGAAGGCCAAGUUCAACUAUGGCUACUUCGAGGACCUGGGCUGCACUGCCCUCGAGAUGCCCUACCAGGACUCGGAUCUCUCCAUGUUUGUGCUGCUGCCGCAGGAGCGAACGGGCCUGUUCGCCCUGGCCGAGAAGCUCAAGACUGUCAAUCUGGUGGAUCUGGCCGACAAGUUGACCGUGGAGGAGGUUCACGUGAAGUUCCCCAAGUUCAAGGUGGACUACUCUCUGGAAUUGGCCGAGAAGCUGAAGCAGCUGGGCAUCACAAAAAUGUUCACCGACGAAGCCGAGUUCAACAAUCUGCUGGAGUCUCCUGAGGGCAUUUUUGUCUCGAAGGUGCUGCACAAGGCCACUAUUGAGGUGAACGAGGAGGGCACAGAGGCGGCGGCUGCCACUGGCAUGAUCAUGAUGACCCGCAUGAUGACCUUCCCCCUGCAAUUCCAGGCGGAUAGGCCCUUCCUCUACGUCAUUUGGAACAAGAAGAACAUCCUAUUCGCUGGAGCCUUCGUUAAUGCGGCUUAAAAGCUCAACUCUCACUCUUUUUGUAUUGUUUUUAUUGAAAAGUAUUUUUUAAAUAAAUAAGCGUUCCAUGUCAUAAAAG